This is a messenger RNA of Meloidogyne enterolobii, 992 nucleotides long. NCBI's taxonomy places the organism in Eukaryota, Metazoa, Nematoda, Chromadorea, Rhabditida, Meloidogynidae. The record is from the annotation of a GenBank genome assembly.
UUUCCAAGAAGAUGAAUUCUUUUGUUCUAAUUUUAUUUUUGAUGCUCCUAAACAUUGAAAUUUCACAUUCUAAAGUUUUAACACCUGAAAAGACUGACUUAAAACAAAAAGAAGAAAAAUUGGAAAUUGACCAAAAGGAUUAUGAAACAAUUGACAUUGAUACAGAACCAAUAACUGAAAAUUUUGGUGUAAUUGCUUAUGAAGAAUUUCCUUUUCCAACAGACAAUCUCUUCAUUUCUUUUAAAAAUUUAAAAAUUAAUUACACAAUUAUAUUGCCUACACCAAAUGGAAUAUGCCCUUUAAAGACCAAAAUGUUUGUUUUUGUUCCGAGUAGAGCUGAUGGAUUUUAUACACGGCAUAUGAUUAGAAAUUCUUGGGGAGCGAAUUUGGCAGAGAGGAGUAUUGUGUUGAAAUUCAUUGUUGGAUGGCCGCAAGAACAAAAAGUAUUUGAAUUAAUGCAAGAGGAAUUGAUCAAAUUUGACGAUUUAGUUGUUUAUGAUAUUGACGAUUCUUACAGGAAUUUGUAUUUGAAGGUUUAUGUAGCUCUCCAAUGGCAACAAAUCUUCUGUUCAACUGCUCAAUAUAUUCUAAAAACAGAUGAUGACACAAUUGUUGAUUUUGACAGACUUUUUUGGUGGAUAGACAAUGAUUUUGGUCACAGAGUGUCUAAAUACCCUGCUGCUGUUUUUGGUGGAAUGAUUAAAAGAUCGACUCCAAUUCGUAAUGAAAAGCAUAGAUGGUAUGUCUCCCCAAUUGACUUUCCCCAUCCAAUAUUUCCACAUUACACCAACGGACCUACAUAUUUACUUACAUCAAAAGCAGUUCAAGCGAUAAUGAAUCUUACAGAGAAUGUUCACGCUUUUCCAAUUGAGGAUGUUCUUUAUACUGGAAUUUUGGCCAAUUUAGCAAAUGUUAAAAAAUUUAGUAUUUGGGAACACUUUAGAAUUGGAAAACAUGUAAAUAUAGAUUUUUUAAAAAUUAUUUUUAAAUAA